Molecule: messenger RNA, 534 nt
Organism: Apodemus sylvaticus (European woodmouse)
Lineage: Eukaryota; Metazoa; Chordata; Mammalia; Rodentia; Muridae
Gene: Dynlt5
Product: dynein light chain Tctex-type family member 5
Exons: 4
Coding region: 1-534 (177 amino acids)
Biological process (GO): microtubule-based movement
Cellular component (GO): cytoplasmic dynein complex; cytoplasm
Molecular function (GO): dynein intermediate chain binding
Source: RefSeq, a predicted model, not a curated record
AUGUCAGAUUUGACUAAAGAGAAACUGUUUCUUGCAAUGAAGAAAAGGGGGAGCAUGUGUUCCCCAAAUAACCGCGAGUUCCGACAGAAGGAAGGUUGCUGGCGCAUCAAACAUUCUGUCAGUACCGUGUCCCACUCGGAUGAGCCCAGCCAACGAGAUGAAUCCUCUCGCCUUACCGUCCGGAUGGAAAACACCUACCAGUUAGGUCCCACAAAACCUUUCCCCGUGGCCACUGUCAAUCGUAUUUUGGAAGAUGUACUAACUACCUACCUCCAAGAAGCAAAAUAUGACCCGGAGUUCUGCAGACAAAUGACUAAAACAAUUUCUGAGGUUAUUAAGACCCAGGUCAAGGAAUUAGCAAUUCCGAGGUAUAAACUAAUCGUGAUGGUUUACAUUGGACAACGUGAUGAUCAGAGCAUACUUAUUGGCAGCAGAUGCCUCUGGAAUCCUAAAAGUGAUACCGUCUCAUCCUAUACUUUCAAAAAUUCUACUCUCUUUGCACUUGCAAAUGUCUACGCAGUUUACUUUGAGUGA